Amborella trichopoda is the source of this 1329-nucleotide messenger RNA. It is a transcript of the gene SGF29A, whose product is annotated as SGF29 tudor-like domain-containing protein. Gene Ontology annotation, cellular component: SAGA complex. NCBI's taxonomy places the organism in Eukaryota, Viridiplantae, Streptophyta, Magnoliopsida, Amborellales, Amborellaceae. The record is from RefSeq and is a predicted model, not a curated record.
CCAAGGUCCCGCUGCAUUGAUUCCCAACUGACCCUUUCCGAUGGAUAUGGACGGUUUCGAUUAAAAACUAUACACUGGGGACAUUUUUGAACCGUCCGUAUAGCCUGCUCUUUGUACGCUAUUCUUCCUUAUCUGAAUGUGCAUACUAAAAAUCAGCAAUAGGCUUUUGCUUUCCUCUUAUUUUUUUCUCUUUCCAUAAUUUUGGUUCGAAAUUUGGGGGCAAGAAGAAGGAGCAGAUGUCAGGGAUCGAUAUAGUUGGAAUGUUUGAUAACUGUAAAGAGAUCGAUAGACUCAGAAAAGAGCAGGAAGAUGUCUAUAACGAGAUCAAUAAGAUACACAAGAAGCUCUCCCAAGCAACUCCAGAAGUGGUUGAGAAAUUUGGUGACAGUGUGUGGUCAAAACUUCGUCAAUUGUAUGUUCAGGCAAAAGGCCUUGCUGAACAGGAAGUGAGUCACUCAAAUGCAUUGAUGAAUCAAUUGGAUGCAGUGCUUCAGUCUGGACUUUCAGCAGCACAGCGGAAAAAAAUAGAAGUUAGUGAGCAGAAAAAGAAACGUCUGAAGAGCGAUUCAGAUCCUCCAAGGCUUUCUUCUGCUGCUGCUGUGAUGCGAAGCAUACUGGAGAACCCAAAUAGCCUAAUAGGAGAACAGGUAGCUGCAAAGAUUAAGGUUGCUGUUGAUGAUGCACAGAAAGAUGAAUGGAUUGUAGUGAAGGUGAUGCGGUUUGAUAGGGAGACCAAAGAAUUUGAAUUACUUGAUGAGGAACCCGGUGAUGAUGAAGAUAGUGGCCAAAGAUACAAACUGCCAAUAUCAAGAGUUAUUCCUUUUCCAAAACGUGGAGAUCCUUCAAGUGCUCCAGAUUUCCCAACUGGGAAACAUGUUUUGGCAGUCUUUCCUGCAACCACAGCACUUUACAAAGCUACCGUAGUCAAUACCCAUCGCAAGAGGAAAACUGACGAUUAUUUGUUGGAGUUUGAUGAUGACGAAGAAGAUGGAGUUCCUGGAAUGCCACAGAGGCACGUUCCCUUCCACAAGGUUGUGGCUCUUCCCGAAGGGCAUCGCCAGUGAAACUAUUGACCUAAAACGGUUUACCAAAUUGUAUAUGGUUUGCUAUGUAUUUCAAGGGUUGUAUGCCAUGAAAGUGUAAAGUGGUGGUUGCUUUGGCUCCUGCCCUCUUGUAUAUGUAUAAUAUCACUACGAGUCUUGCCGCAUUGUAUCUAGGUAAUGUUGUAUAGUGAAAUCCUUGAUAGAGGUGGGUUAGCACAACUUUGGUUAGGAGCAAUACUUUUGCAGCUGUAAAUUGCAGGUUUGAAUUGUUUCUGUUUUCAUUCUC